UGUGGAGUUGGUUAUAAUAAAACUUUAGUUCAUUUUCUCUUACUUUAAUAACACAGGUUGUCCUUGUAAGAUCAUGAGCCAGAUGAGAAUCAAGUGUGAUAGACCACAAAGCCAAACCGGCCUUCGAAGCACUUACAAAAUACAAAACAGUACAAAACCAAUCCAAAUGCAAAAAUCCUUCCUCCCUGACCUCUGUUUUUAUUGUAAAAUACCUGCGGUUUAAAAACGGUCAAAAUCAUUGGCUGUCUGCCCUGCUGCGUACGUUUCCGGUUUAAGGUACUGUCCAAUGGCGGCCGUUUUUUUUUUUUACCCCAGACGUGACAGUGGCGCUCUACCGUUGUGCUCUCUGACCCCAGUGGCAGCUAGAGCUCAUUGCACUCGUAUCUCUCGGGCUCCCCCUCUUCCCCCAUCGACGCUGCUCUGCCUCCUACCUCCCUCCUUCUUCGUCUGUCGCAUUUCACUGGGAGUGCUGGUGUAGAAAGACCCUGGGGGUCGAAGGUUCUGCCCUGCCCGACACGACCUCAACCUUUCGCGGCUUCCUAAAUAUCCGAUGACCGUCGUCUAUGACAGUUCAGCGGACGACCCCCGAGCGAUUUUGGGCCAGAAGAGAAGAAACAACGUUGGUGUCCUCAUAGGUGGUGGUGACUCAGAUCAAAGCUUUGCGUGUUGACUUGAAAGAUGCUAGCUCACCGGAUCAGCUCUGUUCCUCUGUGACCCGCUCAUGUCCCAACCAGAGGUGCCAUGGCUCGCAGAAUUUCUUCUCAGGGGAAGGUCACCAUCUCCGUGGAUGAGUACAGCUCCAACCCGACCCAGGCCUUUACCCAUUACAACAUCAACCAAAGCCGUUUUCAGCCCCCACAUGUUCACAUGGUAGAGCCACUUCCCUACGAUGCGCCAAAACCCGUGGGUCACACACGAUUCGUCUGCGUCUCUGACACUCACUCGAGGACAGAUAAUAUCCAGAUGCCUUUUGGUGAUGUGUUGCUUCACACAGGUGACUUCACUGAGCUUGGCCUCCCGUCUGAAGUGAAGAAGUUUAAUGACUGGUUAGGCACUCUUCCCUUUGAGUACAAAGUUGUUAUCUCUGGAAACCAUGAACUUACGUUCGAUAAAGACUUUAUGUCGGAACUCAUAAAGCAGGAUUACUACCGUUUCCCGUCAGUGUCCAAACUGAGGCCUGAGGAUUUCGACGAAGUUCAGUCCCUCCUUACAAACUGUGUGUAUUUACAGGACUCCGAGGUCACCAUUAAAGGCUUCCGGAUAUAUGGAACUCCUUGGACCCCGUGGUUUAAUGGAUGGGGCUUUAACUUACCUCGUGGCCAGUCCCUACUCGAUAAGUGGAACCAGAUCCCUGAAGAUAUAGAUAUUCUUAUGACACACGGGCCUCCUCUGGGGUUCAGAGAUUGGGUUCCAAAAGAGCUCCAGAGAGUCGGAUGCGUGGAGCUUCUCAACACUGUACAGAAGAGGGUGCGACCCAAACUUCACGCAUAUGGAGGAAUCCAUGAAGGGUAUGGCAUAAUGACAGAUGGCUACACAACAUUUAUCAACUCCUCCACAUGUACAGUCAGUUUCCAGCCCACCAAUCCACCAAUCGUAUUUGAUCUGCCCAACCCAGGAAACUCCUGAGACUCAAAAGCCCGCCCCCUUUUUUCUACAUGACAGCUUCAUUAAAAUGAAUGGUCUUUUUGUACUGCUUGUAUUUAAAAAUGCAUGGAAAUCGAAUAUUUUUUACAGUCGGAAUGAAGCCCAUGGCAUUCGAAUGUCUAUCGGUGGGCGAAGAACUUGUGACUUCUUUGUAAUUCGUUUGCAUCCGUUGCCUUCUGUAAUUGCUUUAUUUUGGUCAGGAUUAUAAAAGUGCAUUUAUAAAGGUACUUGAAGUGUCUGCAGUACCUGACCAUGCUUAUGGUUUAAUAUUAAUUGUGCUUUGUAAAUUUAUUAUAACGUUAUUUAAGGUCAUGGACUCAAUACCUUGUGUGGUGUUUUGGAUGUAUCGGGGCAAAUUCAUACAUCAUUUUCAAUCCUAAAGGUCUGAUAUUUAUGAUCAAUCAGACUUUAUUUUUAAUUCGCUUUAACUUUGUCUUACAUGCCAUCAAACACCAUAGCAUAUGCAUUUGUGCUCUCAGCAUAUAACAGAGAGGUACAGUGUAUGUAAAAAAAUAUGUAAGCUAUUGUGGCUUUUAAUAUGAGGUUGUUGCGAAUGGACUUUUUACAUUAUCGCUGUUUGUGUUCUCGAGGCUAAAUUUGCAGUCUUGAUCAUAUUAAAAGAGGACAAGUUGUCUCGAUGUGACCGGCUGAUUGGUCUUAUCCCUGAAUAUAUAUGUGAAAAUAUUUAAACAGUUUCUAAAUUCCGUAAAUCUGAUAAGUUCUGUUAAGAACCAAAUAACGCUUAUCCUGGGUUUGCUAUACCUGUAUUAUUCCAUUGGUUUCGAAGCUGAAAAUAAAAUAACACUCGAAGCCAAUGGUUUUGCUUUUUUUUUCCACGUAACUGCCAUUUUUACUUGUAUUGUGUUACUGUGCGUGUUGUAUAUUGCACUGUGUGGAUAUGCAUAGUUGGCUCAAAAAAAGAAAAGAAAAAAAAACAUGUAAUUUCUGCUUUGUACAUGCUUUCUUUAUGUUUUGUGACUUUUUUAUCCAUCGUGACAUUUAGCCAAGUUUAUAUGCAAAUAAAAUGCAAGAUUUUUA
Molecule: messenger RNA, 2682 nt
Organism: Triplophysa rosa
Lineage: Eukaryota; Metazoa; Chordata; Actinopteri; Cypriniformes; Nemacheilidae
Gene: mpped2
Product: metallophosphoesterase domain containing 2b
Exons: 7
Coding region: 742-1626 (294 amino acids)
Molecular function (GO): hydrolase activity
Source: RefSeq, a predicted model, not a curated record